This is a messenger RNA of Fonsecaea pedrosoi CBS 271.37, 1620 nucleotides long. RefSeq lists its product as uncharacterized. NCBI's taxonomy places the organism in Eukaryota, Fungi, Ascomycota, Eurotiomycetes, Chaetothyriales, Herpotrichiellaceae. The coding region runs from base 1 to 1620 and encodes 539 amino acids. The transcript is spliced from 3 exons. The record is from RefSeq and is a predicted model, not a curated record.
AUGGACGUUCAUUUCAUCAGUGUCGACAGACCUGGACGUGUUCCCAGCUGGCAACUCAGUCAGAUCACGGCCCAUGCGAUGCGUAGGAAUCAUGAACGGCGUCGUGGGUUAGAAGUCUAUUCGGCAGGAGUACAAACGCCUCCCGGGGUGGACCGUGUUAGGGGCCAUAAGAAUCAUCUUCUUGAACAGGGAUCACGGAAUUCAAGACCUAUUGCAAAAACCCAUCUGAAUUCUCAAAGUCAAUUGCACCUCGAGCAAGCUGUUACAGCCGAUGCGAGCACCAAAACACCACCGCCCCAGCGAGACAAGGGUGCCCACCCAGGCAUGCUACCCCCUGGAUCACCGUGCUUAAACGAACAUGGAUCUUCCCCAGAGACAAUAUCCUCAGGUGAUGCCCAAGCGGAUCCUUGUGGCUGCCGGGAAUGUCGAGCUGAAUCAUUAGCCCUUGCGGCUUGCCCUGCCGACAGCGUUUUCGGUGGUCUGCGUACCGAUCCAUUCCUACGAUAUCCUAUUGAGUCUCAGGAGUAUUUCCCUGCUGUAAUUGACCACUGUAGGGAGAUCGUUGCACCAGGCCAGGUCUUUUUCGAGCUCUUCAUGACGCACGAUGUUCUAUUUGAGGCUGUCAUCACUUGGGUACUUUGUACCUACCUAUCACACACGCCCGAGUUGAAGAAGGCGAUGCUGUACCAUUACGGAGGCUCCCUGUCAAAGAUCAGGGAACGGCUCCUUGUCCCGGGCUCCACUCGAAAGGCUGUAAUGGCAGCUAUUUCCAAUUUAGCCGGGGUUUGCGCUUACUUUGAGGAUGAUGCAUCUUUCAACAUGCACCGCAAUGCGCUCCGUUACCUGGGUCAGUUCGAACACGACGAGGACCUGCGCGAACGCGAUGUUCGUGCUUCGACCAAACGUCCUUCUUGUUUUCACGACGCCUUAUCGUACGCUCAACCCAGGAUGAAGAGCCCAACCAUUUUUCCUGAGUACAGCCCCUCCUCCCUGACCACGGGACAGUCAGCUGGGGAGGAGCCGGUAUACCCAAAGCUCCCGUUCUCUCCAAGCCUAUCUGCGCGUCUUGCCAGAGUCUGUGAAGGGUUCAGAGAGCUGGCCCUGCGCAGGAUUCUUUCCAUCCAAGUUAUCGAACGGCUGGCCAUGGAAAGAGGCCAAAUUGUCCGCCUCGCAUCAAGGGCAACCAGGGAUCGCGAACGGUCUCAAGCUUUUCGUGAAAGGUUACCCCCGAUCGAACGCCUGAUCUGGCUGGGCUUCUCGGUGUUUCACUUACAAACGGCAACAUACGAACUGGACCGUGAGGAAAUGGCCGAGACUUUUCUCGAGUGUUCGCGCAAGAUGACCCGGGGGUCGCAGAUUGAGAACGAUUGUCUUCUAUGGGGUGGCUGUGUGGUUACAGCAACCAAAGAAAUGUUGGAAGGAUGUCCGCUUGCGCAGGGCGACGCCGUAACCAAAACCCUUCUGUCGAGGUUCAAAAUGAGCAUCGACGAGAUGAAUGGCGUGGCUCAGAGAUUUCUCUGGAAUGAGUCUAUGAGCUCUUGCCUGGCAGCGACCCUACGCCACCACUUCAUUGUUGUGUCAAAGAUCGAAGAGACGGUGAAGUGGCGCACAUGGUUAUGA